GUGAGGGUACUUUCCCCCGUGGGCUGUGACUCUGCGCUGCCUCAUUCAGAGCAUCUCUGUCGGACACGCAGCGUGAACUCGGAUAAACUCGGUGUGAUCAGCGAACUGAGGCUUUAAAAGGAUUUAAAAUGUUCAUCGUGGCUUUUCUGCUGCUGUGGGAUCCAGGACUAACGGAGAGCGCCGACACUCACUCCCUCCAUUACAUCUACACGGCGCUCUCCAAACCUGUCAGCCUCCCGGGCAUCCACGAGUUCACAGCCAUGGGUUUGCUGGACGACAGGAUGAUCGACUACUUUGACAGCGAGAAUCAGGCAAAGGUUCCCAAACAGCAGUGGAUGAGAGAGCGUUUACCUGCUGAUUACUGGGAUAAAGGCACACAGUCCCGCAAGAGCAAGCAGCAGUGGUUCAAGGUCAACAUCGGCAUCCUGAUGGAGCGAAUGAGACAGAAUGACUCAGACAACCUCCAUGUUCUUCAGUGGAUGCACGGCUGUGAGGGUGAAACAAAUUCUGACGGCACGCUCAGGUUUGUCCGAGGCAUGGACAUGUACAGCUACGACGGAGGCGACUUCCUGUCCUUCGAUGAUAAAAACGGAGUCUGGGUCGCUCCGACUCCUGAGGCAGAACCCACCAAGAGGAAGUGGGACGAUGUCCAGGUGCUGAAAGAGUACACCAAGGGAUACCUGGAGAACGAGUGCAUCGAUUGGCUGAGCAAGUUUGUGAAUUAUGGACAACAGCAGCUCAAAAAGAAAUCUCCACCUGAGCUGCACGUGUUUGCAAAGAACUCCAGAGUGCAGACAAACAUCGUCCUCACCUGCCUCGCCACGGGCUUCUACCCCAAAGACGUCAUCAUGAGGAUCAGAAGGAACGGACGUGUUCUGACUGCAGACGAUGGUCUGAAGAGCUCGGGACCUCUCCCCAAUAACGACGACACGUUCCAGAGGAGAGAGUACGUGGAGGUUUUAAAGUCUGACACGUCUCCGUACAGCUGUGAGGUCUUUCACAAGGCGACCAAUGUGAGCUUGUCUGAGAGCUGGGAUCUCAGCAUGUUACCUGUUCCUGAUGACGAUGGAUCUGCCGUCAUUGGUCUGGUGGCAGCACUCCUGCUCGUGCUCAUCGGUGUCGGCGUGAUUCUGCUGGUCCUGCGUAAAAGACGCAUUAAUGGCAGGAGGAGCGCACCGACACCAGAGUCACAGAAGCUGAAUGAUGUUCGUCAGGAGUAACAGUGAGUUUCUCUCAUCGUUCUGCACUGAGUCACAUGAGGUCAGGCCUCCUUCACUAACAGCCUGCAGUAAUCUGUAGUGUGCACGCACGCUCAGAUGUUUUAUUACCUACAUGUGUUGUUUCUCUGCCCUCAGAUGUGUAACUGCCUCCGAGCGUGCACGAGUCACAGUGAAGGCUCACAACAUGAAGCACACACUGAGGCGGUGUGCAUGUUUCAUGGAUCCAGGGGCAGAUUUGUGUGCGCUUGUUUUCUGCACAGUGUAUUUAUGUUUCAUGUGCACAUGUUAGUGAAUGAGGCUCAGAGUGAGUUAUAGCACGACACCAUCACCGUCUCUGUCGCCUCCUCUGAGCUGAGGACAGCAGCUGUCCUGACUCUGCUUCCUCCUGUUGUUGCUUGCAUGAUGUUCCAGAUGUUCACAGCUGGUCAGAGGUCUGGACUGCAGGUGGACUUUCUCCUAGGAGUAGAUGCAGUCUGCUGAAACAUGAAAACAUCGUCUGGGUGGAUGCUCUAACUGCUACCUACCUGUCAGCACUGAUGGAGCUUUUCCAGAUGUGCCAGCUGCCACACCCAGAGGCACUGAUGCCCCUGGAGGUGUGGCAGGUCUCACCACAGUCUUUAAACUUCGUGCUGCCAUCACCCUGACACCCUGCUCUUCUUCACCUCUCCUGUGAAGGAGGAGGAGAACGCUGGCUCAUGUCACUGACCAGUUAACCUGAUGAGUUUCAAACUGUUCCUCCAGCUGUUUCUUUUAACUCAAACUUUUCCAGCCUUUUUUGUUUACCUUGAACCGACUCUGAGACCCAUCACUGCUCAAAUUGGGCUAAAGUCAAUGGGGUUUGCUAGUUACCAGUAACUGAACAUGUAAAAUAACGCUGCUGUGUUCGUCCCUGCAGAUGGAUCAGAACCAGCCGGAUGAGUCCUGCAGCGAGAGGAGAUCAGAGCUUCCACAGAAGCACAGCGAGACUCGGUGGGACCAGAUUUACCGAAACAACAGAAACAUUUGUUGCACUUUACAGAUGGAUCAGCAUUAAAUGGGAUUCCAUUUAAUUCAAUGGAUGGGUUUAAAGAAUUGUUAAUGCCCCUUGCAGCCAAAUCUACAGUGGCCCUGAGAGGUCAAACUUCAACAACAACAACAAAAAAAGCAAACAGAAAACAGAAAACACUGCAGAAGCAAACAAAGCACAACUACAGUGUUUCUGGGGACGCAAUAAUGUGACGGACCGGCUGAGGAAGUGACAGAAACCAAAAGAUGUGAAGAAAGCUUUAAGGGGUUAAUCUGUGAAAAAUAAUAAUAUUAUAAUAAUAAUAAUAAUAAUAAUAAUAAUAAUAAUGUGUGUUUUAAUGACAUGAAUCAUGUAACACAUGUUUGCUGUUGGGGGGCAGAGCAGGUCAACUCAAUUCAUUUUUAUUUAUAUAGCACCAAAUCACAACAACAGUCACCUCGAUGCGAUUUUUCUGCUUUUGUUGUGUUUUUGAAGCUGGCGGCACGGUGGCAUUGUGGUUAGCACUGUUGCCUCACAGCAAAAUGGUCCUGAGUUCAAUUCAGGCGGGGUCUUUCUGUAUGAAGCUUCUCCCUGUGUUUGUGUGGGUUCCUCCCACUGUCCAAAGACAUGCAGUUUGUAAGGAUAAGUUAAUUGAUUAACCUAAAUUGCCCAUAGGUGUGAAUGUGAGUGCGAAUGGUUUCUCUAUGUGUGUCAGCCCUGCCACAGACUGGCGACCUGUCCAGGGUGUACUCCGCCUUUCGCUCUAUGGCAGCUGAGAUAGGCUGCAGCGCCCCCCGCGACCCUGAAAAGGAGAAGCAGAUGGAUGUUUUUAAAGCUGCAGUGCGUUUGACGUCUCAGGGCAGUAUCAGAGUUUAAGUCACACGCCAGUGUUGAACGGAGGUCACAGGCUGAACCAAACACUUUUAAAGCAGCUCAGAGCCUGAGAACAUGUUUGGUCUGACAUGAUGCUACAAAUAUACUCGUGCUUUAAGUUUACACAUUUUUGACCCACAGCUGUAAAAUGGUGAUGAUGUGCUGUCAUCACAUGGUUGGGCGGGCCACGUGUGCACAUGUUUGUGGCUGUGAGAACUCGAGAACGAGGUGAUGUAGGAUGUUGCCGCCAGUAUUUUCUAAACUGAUAACUAAAGACGGCACAGGUACUGAGUUUAAUCAUCUUCAUGUGUCACAUUAGAUGUUUGUUUCUAACAUACAGACCGUCACUGUGUUGUCAUUAACGCUAACCGUCACGCCAUCAUGAGGGUGAGCAGUUAGAAAACAGUAUGAAUGAAUCAACAUUAAUGCUGGAGUGAGGCAGCUGAGGGUGACAAUGUUAACAGGAAACACAAUUAAUGACACUGAUUUCAUGUUUAAUAAAACUGAAGUAUCUGCUGUCUGA
Messenger RNA from Oreochromis niloticus (Nile tilapia), 3601 nucleotides. RefSeq names its product H-2 class I histocompatibility antigen, L-D alpha chain. The record is from RefSeq and is a predicted model, not a curated record. Bases 129 to 1220 code for a protein of 363 amino acids. The transcript has 6 exons. Lineage: Eukaryota; Metazoa; Chordata; Actinopteri; Cichliformes; Cichlidae. Gene Ontology annotation, cellular component: external side of plasma membrane. Gene Ontology annotation, biological process: immune response.